AUGCCGUCGCCGAACAUCCUCCCGCCCAACCCGUCGCUGGUCGCCAUCCUGCUCGUCAUCAAGUCGCUGUCGGGCCCGCGCCUGGUCUUCCACUACCCGCCGCACCCGGUGGGGCCCGCCAACGCCACGCCCCAGCACCCGCAGUGGUACGGCACCUCGGGCUCGACGCUGACCGACGACGACGACGACGACUCGACCUCGGGCUCGUCCAGCAGCAGCUGGAGCUCCGACGACGGCAACAACAGCGACGCCGCCGCGUCCGACGAGGCCGCGUCCGAGGCCGAAGGCGCGGCGUCCGAGGCCGAGGGCGCGAGCAGGGCGGGCAGCAGGGGCACGAGCAAAGGCACGAGCAGGGGGACCGGCUUGAGGGAUGGGAGGAGCAGAGGGCAGAGGAGCUUGAGGUCGGCGAGCGAGGAUGUUACCGAGGACGACGGCGACGAUGACGAUAGAGGGUUGGGGGAUGAGGAGGGGAGGGGAGGUGCGGGCGGACCGGGAACGUCUGCGAAGAAGGGUGGGAUAAGCGCGCAUGACGAUGGAGGGCCCGAAUGGGAGAACGUGAUGGGGUUCAAGACCGAGGGGUUGGAGAAGCUGUUGUGUCCGGGCAAGACGUUCAACAAGAGGAAGUUCGAGGUGGGAAUGGAGGGCUUGAGCUUCUUGGGCAAUCCCAUGUUUGCGAAAGGAAACGGCGCGUGGAGGAAGAGGAGGAGAAGCGAGAAGAAGCGCGAUGCUGCCAACCAGGAGGACUUGUGGAACAACAGGAUCGCCCAUGAAUCGGAUGGCCACGAAAGUGCGCUGGCCGACGACGAAGAUGAAGGUGUCGACGUGAACGGCCCUGAAGACGGUAUGCCCACCAUUGACCUCCCCUCGGGCUUCGAGCCGGGAUAUGGACAUAGGAUGUCUGACGAAGGUUCCGAUGCCGGCUCAGAUGCGAAAAGUGCUUCAACUGCUGGUGGAGACGCUGAGAUGACAAUGUUCAAUGUUGUUUUUGUGCUUAACCCUCCAGCAUUGGAGUACCAGCUCCGAACUGGCGAGAUGUACGAUAAUGUCAUCCGCAAAUUUGCGAAGGACCUUAAGUAUGAGCAGGCUAAGACCAAUUAUGUAUGGAGAGAAUCCAAAAUCAUUCUCAACCUAAAAAAUAAGGCAAAGGAGAACAGAGAACCCAUGUCCAUGCUUUGGCACAGCAUCAUCUCAGCAUCGCCCUUAGCAAAGGCCAUCGCCAUCAUUUACGACGCUAUUUCCAAUAAUAAGAUUGCACACAUCAAUCUCGCUACUCUGGCUGACGCAUCCUAUCAAAUACCCCAGGCUCCCUCCACUCCUUAUAUACCUCGGCCCACGGAACCACAGAUGCCCGGACUGUGGCUGACCACUGCGAAUCUCCCGGACGAGAACGCCGAAGCAGACUCCGGUUUCACCGUUGCCCUUACCCCGCAUUCUGCUCUCCUGCUGCUAGAAGACAAGGAGACCCUUCUCAAGGAGAUUGAAGGCGAUGCCAAAGAACACUCGGCACAACUAGCUUUUUACAUCAGCAACUUGGAACCCACAAGGUCACUCCAUAAACUCGCUCUCCAGAACAAGAUCCCCGUGGCGGAUCUAGAGUUCAUCGCGGCACAUCUCAUCUACUGGCGCCGAGCGCGAGCCAUCCUACCACUUCACCACCGAGACAUUUACAUUGUCUCGCCCAAUGCUGACAUGCGGAAACUACCUCAGGCCAUCCCAGCAUAUGCAGCCCGUUUUCCCACGCUUCCCUCGCUUCCCAAGAUGCUCAGCUUUCUCUCGAACCAGUCGCCGCGGACUUACGGCACCAUAAUCCCCAGUAAAGACCACCGCACUGCGUAUAUGGAUAUUCUGGCCUGGCUGAUGCGUGGCGGUUGGGUGACCCAACUCCGCACCUUCGCCUGGAUACGUGUCUCUCCCGAGGUCCAGGCCGAAGUUGCUGCCAUCAUGGAGCGCGAAGCCAAAGAAGCAGCGCGAGCCGCCAUGCAAGCAGCACGGGAUAGGCACGCCGCGCUCGAGCUGCACUCGGACGACGGCUCGGACCGCGCCACCAUCGCCAGCGACGACGUGCCUAUGACGCCCAUCUACACCCACCGCCGCGAAGAGUGGUCUCCGCGCUCGAGCGAAACCGCCUCAGACGGCGGCCGCGGCAGCUCGCGGACCCAGCUACGCACAACCAGCAAUCCGCGAGGCGACGGCGGCACCGCCAGCCUGACGACCAGCCCGACGGCACACCGCCACUCGCCGCUGCACCACACCUCGUCGUCCGGGCUGCACGUCUCGCACUCGGCCACGUCGCUGACGGGCCUCAGCACCGUCUCGUCCAACGCCUCGUCCGGCAUACCGCACGGCACGCCCAACACGCCCCAGCGCACCGCAAACUCGCUGCGCCACCACCUCCACCACCACCUCAACACCACCAGCCACAGCAACGCCAACAGCGGCGGCGGCGGCAGCGGCAGCGGCGGCAUCGGCCCCGACGACGCCAACUCGUCCCACCUCCACCACCACCACCCCGGCCGCGGCGGCUCGCACAUGAACAGCCUCCUCCACCACCACGGCGGCCACACCCACGCCGCGUCCAAAGACCCCGACGACUACGCGCCGCGCAUGAUAUACAGCCCGCAGCGCGCCAACGCCCUCGAGGCGCGCUGGAUCGAGCACAUCCGCAGCAGCUUCGUCGGCGACGAAGGCGUCGAAAAGGAGGCCCGCGACCUGUGGCCGCAGCUGCUCAAGUACUUUGACGGCAGGCACGCGCUGGACGACAUUGCUGGGAGGGAGGGCAUCAAGAGGAAGAGGGUGUGGAGCGUGCUGGGAGGACUGAGGGAGAGGAAUGUGUUGUAUUUUGUGCGGCAUUGGUAG
Messenger RNA from Diplodia corticola, 2856 nucleotides. RefSeq lists its product as uncharacterized. The transcript has 2 exons. Gene Ontology annotation, cellular component: GATOR1 complex. Gene Ontology annotation, biological process: negative regulation of TORC1 signaling; TORC1 signaling; positive regulation of autophagy. Lineage: Eukaryota; Fungi; Ascomycota; Dothideomycetes; Botryosphaeriales; Botryosphaeriaceae. The coding region runs from base 1 to 2856 and encodes 951 amino acids. The record is from RefSeq and is a predicted model, not a curated record.